Molecule: messenger RNA, 873 nt
Organism: Cetraspora pellucida
Lineage: Eukaryota; Fungi; Glomeromycota; Glomeromycetes; Diversisporales; Gigasporaceae
Source: the annotation of a GenBank genome assembly
AUGUUGAAAGUUGCAUUGAACAUAAAACAUGAUGAACAAUUAAAAGCAUUAUCAAAUGAACAAUAUGACAAAAUUAGUAAAGAAAUUCCAGAAAUUGAUACUGCAACUCUAUUAAAUAAUGGACGAUGUAUAGAUACUGCAAUUCAAGAACUGAAAAAUGAGAACCUUACAGGAAAUAGAAAUGUUGACACAUUGCAACAAAUGAGAAGAGGAAGAUAUCAACUAAUAGAAAAAGAAUCUGAAAUUGCGAGAUAUGAUAGAUAUGAAAGACAAAUAUCAAACUUUUACAAUAACAGACAAGUUGUUCCACUUUCAAAUGAUAAUAUUCUCUCAAACAAUAUUGAAAGACUUAAUCAAACUUUGAUGGAAAAUAAUAGAAUCAAAAAUGAUCUAAUGAAAGAAGAUAAUGAUAAACAAUCAUUCGAAGAUGGUGAGAAGUAUGAUCUGCUGAUUCAAACCUUGAAACAAGAAUUUCUAGAUUCACCAUAUACUGUGGAACAACUACAGGAGUUGAGAAAACAGUUGUUAUCAGAAAGAAGAAUAAAAUUGAAUCAAAAAAAGAUAGAUAAUGUAAAUGAUGCUUUCAACUCUCUGUUCGAUGAAAAAUCAAAAUAUAAAAAUAAAGUAUCAUGUUUAAUAAAAGAACUGUUGUUAGGUUACAUUGAAAAAUUUUCAUACGGAGAUUAUAUCGAAACAUUACUGGAUGGCGACUAUUUUGAUAAUGAAAUAAAUAAAUUAAAUGAUCAAAAUGAAAAAGACAUUCUUCAAAACCUUCGUAGAAGAACUGCUGAAAUCUAUAAAGAUAAAGAACAAAAUCAAUAUUUUAUUGAUAAAUCAAAUAAACAAUUUCAUUCAAUAUGUGAUAUCGAAGAU